AUGGCUCUUCUCCAACAACGUCGCAAGAUCCCCUCCUUGUCUUUAGCCUCCACCCCCGUCCACCACCGCCCAAUUCUCUCCCUACAAACCAUCCCUCGCCCCGCCGUCACAACCACCAUCACCUCCUCCUCUUCCACAGCACCCAUCUCCGCCUCAGACCUCGAGCGACUCCAAGUCUUGGGUCACGGCAGCGGCGGCACCGUCUACAAGGUCCUUCACAAGCCCACUUCCACCCCUUACGCUCUCAAACAACUCCACUCGCCGGCUGCUGACUCCUCCUCCGAUAACAACACACUUCAGAGUGAACUCGACAUCCUCCGCCGCACAACCGGCUCUCCCUACGUCGUCCACUGCCACGCCAUCUUCGAGAAGCCCUCCGGAGACGUGUCGGUUCUCAUGGAGUACAUGGACUUGGGUUCUCUUGAAACCUUGCUCAAGUCCCAAGGUCCCUUCUCCGAAGAAAAGCUUGCCCCCAUCGCACGCCAAGUCCUCGAAGGCCUCGACUACCUUCACAAGACUCACAAGAUUGUUCAUCGCGACAUCAAGCCCGGGAAUCUUUUAAUGAACAACAAGAAGGAGGUCAAGAUCGCCGACUUUGGUUGCAGUAGUGACGAGUCUUGCAGUUCCUCUGUGGGGACUUGUGCUUAUAUGAGCCCGGAGCGGUUUGAUCCGGAGAGAUACGGUGGAAGUCACAAUGGCUAUGCCUGUGAUAUAUGGAGCUUUGGGGUGACUAUAAUGGAACUCUACAUGGGUUACUUCCCCUUGCUCCCGAAGGGUCAGAGACCGGACUGGGCAUCUCUUAUGUGCGCUAUCUGUUUCGGAGAGGUGCCGUGCUUGCCGGAGGGUGCGUCGGAAGACUUUAGGAGCUUUCUUGAGUGCUGCAUGCACAAGGAGGCCUCCAAGAGGUGGACAGCGGCUCAACUUUUGACCCACCCGUUCGUCUGCAAGGCUCCAUCCGAGGAAUGCAAGCCAAACUUGUUCGACAAGAAAAGAAAACGUGAUGAUGAUGGCGUUGAGCGAAGUGAGAGAUCUCAAAAAUCAAUCAAGAUUGAAGUAUGUUAG
Messenger RNA from Rosa chinensis, 1062 nucleotides. Its product is annotated as mitogen-activated protein kinase kinase 9. The coding region runs from base 1 to 1062 and encodes 353 amino acids. Gene Ontology annotation, molecular function: ATP binding; protein serine/threonine kinase activity. The transcript has a single exon. The record is from RefSeq and is a predicted model, not a curated record. Gene Ontology annotation, cellular component: cytoplasm. Gene Ontology annotation, biological process: protein phosphorylation. Lineage: Eukaryota; Viridiplantae; Streptophyta; Magnoliopsida; Rosales; Rosaceae.